AUGGUUGUCUUGGGAGAGCAGGCUUUGACGGGUGCGAGACUGCCAGGAUGUCCAGCUGCCCGCCAAAACAGACCACCAUGGUGCUGAGCCACAGGCUCGAGGCUCUGUUUAUCCUCACUGUUUCAUUUGUGUUCUUUGCUUCUGUCAUGCUCUACUGGAGAACUGGGGAGGAUGCUGAGGGCCAGCUCACACAAAGCAGGUGUGCUCAGUUUUUGCCUUGCCUUCCCUGUCCCACUGCCGGUGGGCCCCCUCCUUCCCCUGGGGAUGUGUAUUUUGUGGAGACCUCGGAGCAAACUAAGCCAAGUUACCUGUUCAUGUGCUUUGUGGAGUCAGAGGCCCGGACGCACCAUGGGACAAGGGUCAUGGUGUUCAUGAAAGGCUUGGCAAAUGGUAACGCCUCGUUACCCAACCACUGGGGCUUCUCGUUGCUGAGCUGCUUUCCCAAUGUGGAAGUCCGGCCCCUGCACUUGCUGGAGCUUUUCUCUGGAACACCUCUGGCAAAGUGGUACUUGCAGGCUCAGCAGCGCUGGGAGCCUUAUUUCUUACCCAUCCUGUCUGACGCCUGCAGAAUUGCCAUAUGGAAAUUAGGUGGCAUCUACCUGGACACAGUCUUCAUUGUGCUUAAGAACUUAAAGAACCUCACCAAUGUGCUUGGUAGUCAGUCCAAGUAUGUACUGAAUGGGGCCUUUCUUUCCUUUAAGCCCAAACACAAGUUCAUGGAGCUUUGCAUGCAGGAUGUAGGUAACUACAAAAGCUGGAUCUGGGGGCACCGGGGCCCACAGCUCCUAAUGCGUGUCUUCAGGAAGUGGUGCUCCAUCAGUAACAUAUAGGACAACAUGAGCUGCAAAGGCAGGAGUGCUCUUUCCCCAGAAGCUUUUUAUCCUAUUCCCUGGGGGGGCUGGAAUAAGUCUGAAGCAAUCAGCUUCUUGGCGCUUCACAAGCUCUUUAAGAACAACUACGCAGUGCACAUGUGGAACAAACUGGGCCAUGGGUCAAGGCUAGAGAUCACAUCCCAGGCUUUGCUAGCUCAGCUGCUUUCUCAAUUCUGCCCUGCCACAUAUGCGAAGAUGAAGGACUCUGAAGAGCAGUCAAGGUCUGUAAUGUGA
This is a messenger RNA of Opisthocomus hoazin, 1106 nucleotides long. It is a transcript of the gene A4GALT, whose product is annotated as alpha 1,4-galactosyltransferase (P1PK blood group). Gene Ontology annotation, molecular function: galactosyltransferase activity. Gene Ontology annotation, biological process: glycosphingolipid biosynthetic process. The record is from RefSeq and is a predicted model, not a curated record. NCBI's taxonomy places the organism in Eukaryota, Metazoa, Chordata, Aves, Opisthocomiformes, Opisthocomidae.